Messenger RNA from Sporisorium graminicola, 1155 nucleotides. RefSeq lists its product as uncharacterized. NCBI's taxonomy places the organism in Eukaryota, Fungi, Basidiomycota, Ustilaginomycetes, Ustilaginales, Ustilaginaceae. The record is from RefSeq and is a predicted model, not a curated record. Gene Ontology annotation, molecular function: polygalacturonase activity. Gene Ontology annotation, cellular component: extracellular region. The coding region runs from base 1 to 1155 and encodes 384 amino acids. The transcript is spliced from 3 exons. Gene Ontology annotation, biological process: pectin catabolic process.
AUGCAGAUCCCUGUGCGGUGGACGAGCGUAGAAUCGACAGGCGAUCCGGCGAUCUUGGUUCUUGUGACAGUCCGGGAUGGCUUCAAGAAGCCACCGGCGACGGCGACGGAGAAGACGGGGAUUGCUGCAAGAACUCUCGCUGCGAGCUGCACGUUUACGGACGCGGCGAGCGCUAAAGCAGGAAAGGGAUCAUGCAGUACGAUCACGUUGUCCAACAUCAAGGUGCCUGCUGGGCAAACGCUCGACUUGACCGGUCUCAGAACGGGAACGCAGGUGGUGUUUACGGGCACGACGACGUUCGACUACGCAGCUUGGUCCGGUCCUCUGAUCUCAGUUUCAGGCAAGAACAUUGAUGUCAGUGGAGCCAGUGGAUCGCUAAUCGAUGGUGGAGGAGCGCAGUGGUGGGAUGGCAAGGGAAGCAACGGCGGCGUGACCAAGCCCAAGUUAUUCUUCGCGCACGGCUUGACGGACAGCAAGAUCCGGUCGCUCAACAUCAAGAACACGCCCGUACAAGCAUUCAGCAUCAACGGGUGCACCAACCUGAGCCUGGACCACAUCACGAUGGACAACUCGGCGGGUGAUGCGGGCGGGGGCCACAACACGGACGCAUUCGACGUGGGAAGCUCGGACGGCGUGUUCAUCACCAAUGCCAACAUCCGCAACCAGGACGACUGUCUCGCGGUCAACUCGGGCACCAACAUCCUGUUCUCGGGCGGCUACUGCUCGGGAGGACACGGACUGUCGAUCGGAAGCGUGGGCGGUCGCAGAGACAACACGGUCGACGGCGUGCGCAUCGAAAACUCGCAGGUGGUCAACAGCCAGAACGCAGUGCGCAUCAAGACGGUCUCGGGUGCGACAGGGUUGGUGAACAACGUGACGUACGCCAACAUCAACCUUUCGGGCAUCUCCAAGUACGGCAUCGACAUCCAGCAGGACUACCUAAAUGGAGGUCCCACGGGCUCGCCCACCAAUGGUGUCAAGGUGACCAACAUCAUCAUCAACGGUGUCAAGGGAAGUGUCAACUCGGGUGCUACUCGUGUGUAUUUGCUGUGCGGUCAAGGCUCGUGCAGCAACUGGAAAUGGUCGGGUGUGUCCAUCAGUGGUGGGCAGAGCAGCACAAAGUGCACCAACGUGCCCUCACCCGCAACUUGCUAA